Molecule: messenger RNA, 2095 nt
Organism: Doryrhamphus excisus (bluestripe pipefish)
Lineage: Eukaryota; Metazoa; Chordata; Actinopteri; Syngnathiformes; Syngnathidae
Product: cytosolic 5'-nucleotidase 1A-like
Biological process (GO): adenosine metabolic process; nucleotide metabolic process
Cellular component (GO): cytoplasm; cytosol
Molecular function (GO): 5'-nucleotidase activity; nucleotide binding; magnesium ion binding
Source: RefSeq, a predicted model, not a curated record
CACGGCGACACACCUACUGCACUUUCAGACUUCCGCAAACUUUCUCAGUUUUUUUCCUCCCUUCAAACAGUUCCUUCUCUUUUGCUAGACUGUUUGUUUUGUUUUAAAUCUCCCAGACACAUUUUUGAAAGAAAUAUGAGCGAAAUAAAAAUAAACCAAUCAAGCACAAAUGAGGACACCGCGGAGGAAAAAGACUGGGCGGCGGCCAAAGCUUUUUUUGAUAACCUCAAAACUAACAAACCGAGACCGCCUAAACCCAGAUUUGCUGUCACCAUCGCGGUGUCUUCCCGCACCCUCUUCAACAUGGUGGCAGAGAGGGACAUCUAUGAAAAAGAAGGAGUAGAGAAAUAUGUCACCUAUCAGGUGGAACAUGAACAUGAACCCCUCAAGCCAGGAGCUGCUUUCCCUUUCGUCAAGGCACUGAUGACGGUCAACGCUCGCCUGAGGGAGCUCUACCCGGACAGCGAGGAGUUGUUUGAUAUCGUCCUCAUGACCAACAACCACGCCCAAGUUGGAGUGCGCCUCAUAAACAGCAUCAAUCACUAUGAUUUAACCAUCGAGAGAUUCUGUAUGACUGGAGGAAAAAGUCCAAUCGGCUACCUGAAAGCGUACAUGACCAACUUGUACCUCUCCAAGGAUGCUGAGAAAGUGACGGAGGCCAUUGAAGAAGGCAUUGCCGCCGCCACCAUGUUUAUGCCCGAAACGGAGUACAAGCUCAGCGACACUCAGUUGAGGGUGGCCUUCGAUGGCGACGCUGUCCUCUUCUCGGAUGAGUCUGAGAUCAUAGUGAAGAAACAUGGCCUGGAUACUUUUUUUGAGCAUGAGAAGGAGUUUGAGAACAAACCGCUGGCUCAGGGCCCCUUAAAAGGAUUCCUGGAGGCUUUGGGGAAGCUCCAGAGGAAAUUCUACGCCAAGAAUGAGCGCUUGAAUUGUCCCAUAAGGACCUUCCUGGUCACAGCCCGUAGCGCUGCCAGCUCGGGUGCUCGCGUCCUGAAGACCCUCCGCAGCUGGGGCCUGGAGAUUGACGAGGCUCUUUUUCUGGCCGGAGCCCCUAAAGGGCCGCUGUUGCAGAAGAUAAAACCGCACAUCUUCUUUGAUGACCAGAUGUUCCACAUCGAGGGAGCCAAGGAGCUGGGCACCAUCGCUGCUCACGUCCCCUAUGGCAUUGGACAGAAAUAUCAUAGAGGAAAACUCAUCGAGCAGCCAAAAGAGGAGUGAUCUUGUCAUGCACCAAACAAAAAAAGGGGUAAAGCAUUAACGUUGUGCAUCACUGUUAACAGAAUUCUAAAUGUAAUGUAGUUUUGUAUUUUUUGAUGAACUCUACUGGGGUACCAGUCACGGCAAAGGGGAAAUAUGUGGUGAUAACCAUAGAACAAAGGGCAUAGCUGGAAAAAGAGGAAAAGUGUAAAGAUAACCAUAGAGCAUGACAUGGACAUAUGUUAUGGCUUUAGCUGGAAAAGGGAGGAGAUGGGGGAAAGUGUGAUGAUAACCACAGAACUUUAAUUGACCAGAACCGCUCCGUCUGAAGAAUACCAUUAAUGAAUCAUCAGUUACCGUUACUUAAACAGCACAUUCCGACAAAGCAACCGCAAAGCUCAAGAUGCUAGGGACACACUGUUACACGCCAUACUGUACUGCACUGUGUAAUACAUUCAUUCAUCUUCGUAUGUGAGGCAUUUUGUCAGUAAGUGCACCAGGGAAGCUGCUUCCUCACUGUCAAAUAGCAAUAUUACACUCCAUUUAGUUGCUUUAGGUCAACAUUUGACACUGUCAUUAUUGUGUUUUCAUGCUCAUGCCUCAUUUAAAUGUCACCGUUGGGCUCUGCGACUUGUUUACACUGUUAGAACACCUCUUUUUUAGCAAGUUACUCUGUUUUUAUUUUGGGUUUUCAUGUAACAAGAACAUGCAUGAAAUAUGCUAGGGAGUUAAGCGGUUACUGUAAGACAGUUUGUUUUGAUUGUAUUCACAUUGUAGUAGGUGCAUAACUACAUAUUUGAACCAUUUCAGUGCCUUAGUAUGGAUUUAUAAUUUUCAAUUUUUAGUGUCGACUAAAAAUAUGGAACAAAUUAAAGUUGUUUUUUUAUUUUAUGCUGAA